Messenger RNA from Homalodisca vitripennis (glassy-winged sharpshooter), 1196 nucleotides. RefSeq lists its product as uncharacterized. The transcript is spliced from 6 exons. Lineage: Eukaryota; Metazoa; Arthropoda; Insecta; Hemiptera; Cicadellidae. The coding region runs from base 262 to 1089 and encodes 275 amino acids. The record is from RefSeq and is a predicted model, not a curated record.
UUUUUAAUCUGACAUAUUUUGCAGUCUUGGUUACAGUGGUUUGGAGUUGCCUAUUUACCGCCAUUUUCACAUUUAAAACUAAAAAGAAGAAUAAGAAAUUAUCUGCAGUCUCUACCAGAAACAAUCAUAAGUUGUUAAAAUAAAUGAACAUAGUGACUCUGUGAUAGUGUUAUUAUUGUUAACUUCUCAGAAGAAAAGAUUAUGAUCACAGUCUUAUGAAUAAAAAUUUCAUUAUUCAAACUUUACUAAGGAAUAAAGAUCAUGUCCUUACCGAUACCUUCGGCAGGUUUUGUUGCUGCUGAACCUUCAUGUUCGAUUAUUUCUGAAUACAACCCUCAACUAGUUUCACAUGUUUCAAGCCAUUCUCAGAUUCAAGGAUUGAAUGAUGUAUUUUCUCAAGAUGAUGUAUUUGCUAUCAUUUGUCAAGAGAUAAAUGAAAUAGCACCCAAGUUGGAAAGUUUGGGAGAACUGUACUCAAAACGUCUAAAAAGCGCCAGAACAUCACGAUCACGUAGCUUUUCUAAAAGCUAUAAUGAGGAAUAUUCUGAUAUUUUAAAUAGCAAAGGGAAUGCUUGUGACAAAUUGACUGAAAUACUGGAGAGUUGUAAUCCUAAUGGUAUUCCAAAAUACACAGUGCUUGCUUAUCAGGAGUAUUCCUCGAACCUCAACCACCGCUACAAUGAAGUCCGCCAAGAAGUACAACAGCAAACAGAACAAACAAAGAAAUCAAAAAUUGACAGCAACAGGCUAAACAUGUAUAUUUCAUGUUUUUCAAACCUAGAAGAAGAAUGUGCUUAUCAGGAAGGUGAAGAUUCUGCUCAGUCAAGGCUUUUAUUUCAAGAGGCAAAAAAGGAUAUGGACACAGUAAUACAAAUACUCUGUCCUGAUGAGGAAGUGAAGAAGGAACUCUCUUCAACUCUAAGGGUACUAUUAAUGGCGUACAUGGAUAAUUUGGAUAACACAGAAGAGCAAUAUGUUGAAGUCUCAUUGAGUGCCUUAAGCAAUGAACAUGUGCAAUGUUUGAUGAGGAAAGGUGUGAUUAUUCCACACCCACACUCUCCUGGCUUGUUUCGCUUAUGUGUGGAAUAGAGAUUAGUCUAACAGUGGCACAUUCUUUUUGUUUGAAGUGAACUGAAUUCUAUUGUGUAAGUGAUGGCAUUCUGUAAUGCAGAGUAAUAAAUAUGUUUUUUUAUCAA